AUGUUGCGUAUUACUGCCGGUAAAUUCGCCACCGCCAUGCGCGGCACCGUUGGCACCACAGCCUCGCGUGUUGCCGCCGUGCGUUGCGUCCACGGAUCCGAGGAAUCGGCCGAGGAGUUCGACAAGCGUUACGAGAAAUACUUUGCUCGUGAAGGCAUCGACGGCUGGGAGGUGCGCAAGGGCAUGAACGAUUUGCUCGGCAUGGAUCUGGUGCCCAGCCCAAAGGUGAUCGAGUCCGGUCUGCGCGCUUGCCGUCGUGUCAACGACAUUGCUUUGGCCAUCAGGUGGCUGGAGGGCUGCAAGGAUAAGUGCGGUGACCAGAAGGCAACACUCUAUCCCUACUUGUUGGAGAAGAUCACACCAACUCUGAAGGAGCUGGGAGUGCCAACUGUCGAGGAGCUGGGCUACGACAAACCCGAAUUGGCUCUGAAGUCCGUAUUCGAUAUCUAAAGCGUUUACUUUUCCUUUAGUUUAAUACACACACACAUACAAAGCGUAACACACAUACAAAGAAAUCCAAUGUACUUGGUGCGGAUGAACAUGUUAUUGGAUUGCAAAUAAAAGGAGAUUGGAGUAAGGCUAUUACAUGGAAACAAAA
Drosophila sulfurigaster albostrigata is the source of this 598-nucleotide messenger RNA. It is a transcript of the gene COX5A, whose product is annotated as cytochrome c oxidase subunit 5A, mitochondrial. Gene Ontology annotation, biological process: mitochondrial electron transport, cytochrome c to oxygen. The transcript has a single exon. Gene Ontology annotation, cellular component: mitochondrial inner membrane. The coding region runs from base 1 to 450 and encodes 149 amino acids. NCBI's taxonomy places the organism in Eukaryota, Metazoa, Arthropoda, Insecta, Diptera, Drosophilidae. The record is from RefSeq and is a predicted model, not a curated record.